CAAUUAUGUAUUUUAACAAUUAAAUAUGGGCCAUUUUGUGGAAAAACAUGAAGAUGACCAAUCAUAAAGAGCUAGGCAAAGAGCUCUUUAUACCAUUUAUAACAGUAUUCGUGUUAUUAAUGGUACAAAAAGAUGAUAAUGGUACUGGGGGACUAUUCAUGGCAAUUAUGGUACCAGUUUACAUUCCCUCUUGUUUUGUAGGGUUAUGUAGAUAAUUGUUGGUAGAAUAUGUACAUGAGAAGACAAAUAAGUACAGAGAUUUAUAUAAAGUAUAAUAAAUUCUUAACAAUAGAUAAUGGGAAUGAAAUUGUAAAAUUAUCGAAUAGCAUGGUUUAUUACUUAUAUUAUAAAAAGCGUAAUAAUAGGGUCAUUGAUACUUCUAACAAUAUUGUAUAAAUUGGAGUUUAAAGCUUCCCUUGAAGUGUUAUUGUGCUUUAUGUUAUUUAUUAUGGCUUAAAUUGGAUAGACACUAUUAUUAUCAACUUUUUUUAGCAACUCUUAAUUGGCUGGUGAAUUCGGGUCAUUUUUUCAAACAAUCUUGUCAACAUUCUAUUUUGCAUCUUUAUAUAAAUUGGAAUUUUUGGUUUACGUUUGUCCUUAAUCAAUUAUUUCUUAUUACCUGAUGAACAUACUAAAAGAUAGUAGCAAUACAGAAGCAUUCUAUUAUUGUGUUAUAAGUUUAUUUAUCCAUCUAAUUUUGUAUUAUCUAUUCUUCAAUUUCUUGGAAGAUUAAUUUAUUAUUGGUGGUAAAUGUUUAUGGAAAAGGAAUAAUAAGACAGGAUAUGUUUAAUUCGUAGAUAAUAUGGAGGUAAUAAGUAAUGGUGGUGAGGAAGGUUUAGCAUUUACAUCGGUUGAAAUUGUAAAGUUAUUUAAGUAAUAUGGAGAUGUUUUAGCAAUUGAAAAUUUAAAUUUGAAGAUCUAUUCCUAAUAGAUACUUUGUAUUUUAGGAUAGAAUGGAGCAGGAAAGACUACUACACUUAAUAUAUUGACAGGAUUGAUAGAGAAAACCAGUGGUAAGAUAUUGUAUUUUGGAAAAAACUUUGAUAAGAAGAGAGAUGAGAUUUAAAAAUUAAUAGGGUUUUGUCCUUAAGAGAAUUUACUAUAUGAUUAAUUGACAGUAAAAGAAUCAUUGCAAUAUCAAUGUAUGAUGAGAGGCAGUGAAUUAGUUUCAGAAAUAGAAAUGUGGUUAAAUUUAAUGCAAUUAUAAUAAUAUUCAAAUUACAAAACUUAUGAAUUAAGUGGUGGAAAUAAACGUAAAUUAUAAAUUGCCUUAGCUUUGGUUGGAGGCUCUUAAAUUAUAUUUCUUGAUGAACCUACUGCCAGUAUUGACCCUGAAUCUAGGAGAUAAAUUUGGAAAAUAUUAAAGGAAAUCAAAUAGAUUAAUAAGACUCUAAUAUUAACUACUCAUUUUUUAGAUGAAGCUGAAGAAUUAGCUGAUCGAAUUGCCAUUAUGAAACAAGGAUCAAUUAAAAUCUAUGGAUCUCCUGAAAACAUAAAAAAAGAAUUGGAAGUUGGAUUCACUCUUACUUUUGGGAAUAUUCAAUCAUCUCAAUAAUAAUCAUAAAUUAAGUAAAUGUUUAAUGAAUUGGACUGUUCAAGUGGUUCUAAGCUUGAAUAUGACAAUAUUAAAUACAUUCUUAAUUAAAAUCAACUAUUUUCUAUUGUCGAGAAACUUAAUGAAUUGAAUAAAAUUGAUAACAUUAAAAUCAAUUUAAUUUAGAAUACUUUAGAGGCAGCCUAUCUUAAAUUAAACAAAGAUAAUUUAGAAGAUGAUAAAAUUAUUAAUGAGUACUCUUUUCCUAUUAAAUCCACCAAUGAUGUAAAAACUAAACAAUUACUCCAAAUUUCUGCUUUACUCUAUAAAAAAUAUUACAUUCUCAAAAGGAAUUUCACUUUACAAUUGAUGCUCAUAUUGCCUAUGCUUAUCUUAUUAUUUGCUUAUAUUUUUGGAUAACAUUUAUUAACAAGUGAAGAUCAAACCUAAUUUUUUGUAUCAUUAUUUAUCUCGCAAUCCUUCAGCCUUAAUUCAUCAAUAUUUAUUAACACACCAAUUCUAGAAAGAGAACUCAAAAUUAGAUAGUAAUUAAAAUAAAUGGGAAUGUCUCAAUUUACUUACAUAUUUGCAACAUUCCUUGGAGAUUAUAUUAUAAUAUUUAUUGUCACUUCAUUUAUUUAUGUUUUAUCACUUUAAGUUAACAUGUCCCUUGAAUCAGAACAAUUGCUCAUUAUUUUAAGUUUAUUUGGAUUAUCGAUUAUUUCAUUUUCAUAUACAGCCUCAUUUAUGUUUAGUUCUAAUCAAAGUGCAUUUAAGAUAUUCCCUGUGAUCAAUUUUCUUUUUUGUUAUUUCCUACCAUCUAUGGUUGAUUUGCAAUUAUAAAAUCAAUACAGUGAAUUAUUUGCUUACUUAUUUCCACUUUAUACUUUAAAUUUGGCUUUGUAGAAUAAAAAUUAAGAUUAAGAUUACUAUAUAUAUUUUUUAGUAUAAUUUGUCUUAUUCAUGUUUUUAUAUUAAAUUUUAGAAAAACAUUUGAUAUUAUUUGAAAAUAGAAAGAAUCUGCAAGAUAGUAGUAAUAAUAAAUUGUAAAUUCAGAAUAUUUAAUUUGGUUAUAUUCAAAAUAAACAAGUGUUGAAAUAAAUUGAUCUUUAAUUAUCAUCACAAAAAAUCUUGACUCUUUUAGGUCCAAAUGGGGCAGGUAAAACUACACUCAUACAAUUAAUAACUGAUUGUCUUAAAUCAAAAUGGGGAAGUAUAAUGUAUAACAAAAAUAUGAUAAUAUCAUCAUGUUAAUAAUGUGAAGGUUUAUGGGAAGAUCUAACAGCUGAAGAAAUCCUCUAUUUGUUUGCUAGAAUAAAAGGUAGUAUUCGUUAUGUGAAAAAUGAAAUUUCAUAAAUUUUAAGAACUCUUUCUAUAAAAGGUAAAAUAGUGAAUAUGUCUGGAGGUCAAAGGAGGAAAGUUGCUUUGGCCAUUAGUCUAAUUGGAGAAAGUGGCAUGAUUAUUCUUGAUGAACCAUCAAAUGGACUUGAUCCAAUUUCAAGAAGAAAUCUCUAAAACAUGAUAAAAUCUCAUGUCCAAAAAAGAAAUAGUUCUAUCAUACUUACUACUCAUGAUAUGGAUGAAGCCUAAUAUUUAAGUGAUAGCAUAAGUUUUAUAAUCAAUGGAUAGUAACCUUUUCCAUAACAAAGUUCUGCAUAAUUAAUAGAAUAAUAUGGAAGUGGAAUCUUACUAUCCAUUAGAGCCAAGAAUAAGGAAGCUUUAGAUUAAGUGAUAUUGGCUUUUCCCCAACAUUAAAGGGAGGGAUUAUUAAUUGUUAUUAAAUUGGGAAAUGAAUAUGAUGUUCCUACAACAAUUAAAAUUCUUAAAAAUUUAUGUUAAGAAGAUUUGAUUGGAACAUUUACUAUUAAAUAGGCAAAUUUAGAAUAAGUCUUUUUAAGACAAUGCCGAAGAUAAUAUGAUGAAGAUUGA
Molecule: messenger RNA, 3463 nt
Organism: Paramecium sonneborni
Lineage: Eukaryota; Ciliophora; Oligohymenophorea; Peniculida; Parameciidae
Source: the annotation of a GenBank genome assembly